Messenger RNA from Pezoporus flaviventris, 945 nucleotides. Its product is annotated as olfactory receptor 6B1-like. The record is from RefSeq and is a predicted model, not a curated record. NCBI's taxonomy places the organism in Eukaryota, Metazoa, Chordata, Aves, Psittaciformes, Psittacidae. Gene Ontology annotation, cellular component: membrane. The transcript has a single exon. Gene Ontology annotation, molecular function: G protein-coupled receptor activity; olfactory receptor activity. Bases 1 to 945 code for a protein of 314 amino acids. Gene Ontology annotation, biological process: G protein-coupled receptor signaling pathway.
AUGAAGCAGAAAAACAGCACAGAAUUCCAGGAAUUCAUCCUCCUGGGAUUUCCAGCUAUGAUGGAACUUCAGAUGUUGCUCUUUGUGGUAUUCCUGGUGGCCUACAUGCUGACCAUCUUGGAAAAUUUACUCAUCAUUAUCUUGAUAAAGAUAAACCACCAGCUUCACAAGCCCAUGUAUUUCUUUCUCUGCAACCUCUCCUUCCUGGAGGUUUGGUUCACCUCAGUCACUGUCCCCAAACUGCUAGCCAAUUUCCUUGUUGAAAGCAAGAAUAUAUCUUUUGGAGGCUGCAUGACCCAGCUUUACUUCUUCAGCUCCUUUAUUUGCACCGAGUGUGUCCUCCUUGCUGUCAUGGCUUAUGAUCGUUAUGUGGCCAUCUGUAAUCCUCUGAUGUAUCCAGUCAUCAUGAACCACCGGCUCUGCAUCCAGCUAGCCGCAUGCUCCUGGCUCAUUGGUUUCUCGGCCUCCAUGCUGAAAGUUGUUUUCAUCUCUCAGCUGUCUUUCUGUGGCUCCAAUGUCAUCAACCAUUUCUUCUGUGACAUCAGCCCCUUGCUGAACAUGUCGUGUGCUGACAUGACAACAGCUGAAAUAGUAGAUUUCAUCCUGGCCUUGCUUAUCUUGCUGAUUCCCCUCUCCAUCAUGAUUAUCUCCUAUGUAUGCAUCAUCAGCACCAUCCUGAAUAUCCCCACUACCCAGGGCAGGGAGAAAGCCUUCUCCACCUGUGUUUCUCACCUCACUGUAGUCAUUAUCUUCUUUUCAGCCACUCUGUUCAUGUAUGCCCGGCCCAAGAGAAUCCACCCUUUUGACUUAAACAAGCUGGUGUCAGUUGCAUACACUAUUGUGACUCCCAUGCUCAAUCCCUUCAUUUACUGUCUAAGGAACCAGGAGGUUAAGGAGGCUUUGAAGAAGAUCUUCAGACUGUCCUCCAGUAAGAUAGUUCCUUAG